This is a messenger RNA of Clarias gariepinus (North African catfish), 2746 nucleotides long. RefSeq names its product carbohydrate (chondroitin 6) sulfotransferase 3a (gene chst3a). Gene Ontology annotation, biological process: N-acetylglucosamine metabolic process; carbohydrate metabolic process. Gene Ontology annotation, molecular function: N-acetylglucosamine 6-O-sulfotransferase activity; chondroitin 6-sulfotransferase activity. The transcript has 3 exons. Gene Ontology annotation, cellular component: Golgi membrane. The record is from RefSeq and is a predicted model, not a curated record. NCBI's taxonomy places the organism in Eukaryota, Metazoa, Chordata, Actinopteri, Siluriformes, Clariidae. Bases 416 to 1738 code for a protein of 440 amino acids.
CUUCAUACCACGUGACCGCUGUGUAAACCAUCCCAGCCCCGAGACCUUCCGAUUCCACAGUCCGCAGUAACAUGUAUUAGAGAACUGAUUUACACAGAGGUCCAUGUGUUUUCCCCACGAGGAUGUCAGAAGCUCGGGAUUACUUUCAAGCUUACUUGGAUGAAUAAUAUCUCCAUACGUCUCAAUUCAGGUUUCUUUUAGAAAACUUUCGAUUUAUUUAUUUAUUUAUUUAAUAAUUGUACCGGUAUAAAUCGGACCGUGGACGUGUCCCACGUCUCACUGGUGUUGAGCACACGUGGAGUUCUCAGUGUGCGGAGAGCAGGCGCACGGCAGCGCGAUGAGCCAUGAAACAUCUCGCAGGGACCAGAGGCUCUGAGUGGAGAGAGGUCAACUCUAAGCCAUGUCCUGACAUGAGAUGAACCUGAAUAGCGACUCAUACAGACUGUGGAGGAAUUUCCUAACAGAAUUCUAUACAAGAAUGAGGAAUAAAUAUGUUAUCUUCAUCAUCUGCAUUGUGGCCCUCGUCAUCAUUGAAAAGGAAAACAAUAUUAUUUCAAGGGUCUCUGACAAGCUCACACACAGACAGACACAAACCUCAGAGCCUCUUUCAUUCUUAAAUGACUCCAGUUUGGAUGACAGUGAGAUGAGUUUUAAUUUGACACAGUUUUUGGAUCCAGUCCAGGCUGGUCAAAAGCAUAUUCUCUUAUUGGCCACCACUCGAACUGGAUCCUCCUUUGUAGGUGAGUUUUUUAACCAGCUUGGAAACAACAUGUUCUACUUAUAUGAGCCACUGUGGCAUGUAGAGAGGAUGCUUUCAGAGGAUUCCAACAUCUCAUCCAUUGUAUACCGGGAUGUGCUUCUGAGCUUAUUCUUGUGCAACUUCUCCCUGCUGGAGAAUUACAUCAGCCCACCUCCUCUAGAGCAUGUCACUCCAGCGCUGUUUCGACGUGAGUCUAGCAUAGCUCUGUGUGAGGAGCAGGUGUGCACGCCAGUACAAAAGCAUGUUUUUGAGCGAUUUCACUGCAGAACACGCCGCUGUGGCCCUCUCAACUUCACCUUGGCCACACAGUCUUGUCUGAGCAAGAAACAUAGGGCCAUCAAGACAGUUAGGGUUCGGCAGCUGGACUCACUCCGUUUGUUAGUUGAGGAUCCUAGACUGGAUAUUAAGGUCAUACAGCUGGUGAGAGACCCCCGUGCUGUCCUGGCUUCAAGAAUGAUAGCUUUUUCUAGCAAAUACCAGACUUGGAAAAGUUGGGCAGCAAAUGGAGAGGUACCCAUUGACGAUGAAGAAGUGAAACGGCUUCAAGGAAACUGCAAUCAAAUCCGUGAGUCUGCCGAGCUGGGCCUGAGCCAACCGGAUUGGCUGGAAAGUCGCUACAUGCUUGUGCGCUAUGAGGACAUCGCAAGAUUCCCCAUGCAGAAAGCAGCUGAAAUGUACAGGUUUAUCGGGAUCCCAUUCACAUCACAGGCAAAGGAAUGGAUCAUUAAGAACACACAUGCUUCAGAGGUUGUAAGUGGAGUGUACUCUACACAGAAGAACUCUUCAGAGCAGGUAGAAAAAUGGCGUUUCAGUAUACCCUUCAAGUUAGCCCAAGUUGUACAAGAUGUCUGUGGUCCGACGAUGGAACUAUUUGGAUAUCGAUUUGUUGACAGUGAGGAGACACUGGUUAACAAGUCUUUCAGUUUGCUUGAAGAAAAACAGUUUAAUAUAUCAUAUGUUACAGAUUUUAAUUUAUAGUUUUAGUAGCAAAAAAAUAGCGUUAUACAUUUUAAACAGAGCUGUGAAUGUAUUUUGAAUACAUAUGUACCACACUGGAGCACAGAUCUUGUAUGCCUUUAGCGGUUACCUCAUGGUUUAGCGUUAAUCAAAAUGCAUUCAGUUUGGUUUGACUAAUUAAGAUAUUGUAUGAUUUAUUAAUUGUAUUUGCUGCUUGUGUUUUGACAAGGAAUUUUAUCUAAGUAAGUAAAAUAGGUUGUUGUUUUUAAGUCCUGGAGACGUUUUAGCCGAAUAUCUUUAUCAAAUUAGUUUUUUGUUUUUGUGUUUUAUAAAACAAAAAAACAACUUUGUUUUUCCCCCAAAAAAACAACAACUUUGUUUUUUUUGUUUUUAUAUAUAAAAAAAAAAAAAAAAACUUCGAUAAAGAUGUUUGGCUAAAUAUAUAUAAAAUCUCAAACACACACUUUCAGCCAUAGCAUUAAAAUGCAAAACAUUAAGCUCAAUAUUGUCAGUACUGGCUUCUUACAGCAUAACUCCACAAGACCUAGGUCUGGCACCAGGACGCUAGGGGCAGAUGCUGUGGAUUAUGAGGUGGGGCCUCCACAAAUCCAACUUGUUUGUCCAGCGCAUUCCAUGGAUGCUCUGUCAGAAUGCAGUUUGGGAAAUUUGGAGGCCUUAAACUUUUUGGCUGCUAAGGCCCAUAUGCAGCAUGCGGUGAUGCACUGAGUGUUCUGAUACCCUUCUGUCAUAGCCAGUCUAAAAAAAGACUUUUAAUAUACUAUCUAUUUUAAUUACAUUACAGAGUAAAGUGUAAUACAAGUCAUACAACAUACUAUAUACACCAAAAAUCUUUUUUUUCCAUUUCCUACAAAUUUUCCUAAUUUUCUUUUGAUUGUGUAAAGCUGUUUUGCGACAACGACUAUUGUUAAAAGUGCCAAACAGUACAAAUAAAAUGUAUUGACUUGAAUUGAACAGAAAAAAAUGUACUUAAGUACUUUGUGACUGUUGUUUACAAAUAAAAUGAAAGUG